AUGAAUAAAACAAAUUGCUUUCCUAAAAUCCAAAAAGCCUAAUCAACAGUAAGGAAUUUUGAAUUAAAAUAGGCAAAACUUUUAAUAAAGACAGAUUGGGAUCAGAGCAUUAAUUCCAGUAUUCCUCUCUCAAUUAGAGCAGAAAUGUCAUCGCACCGAAUGAAAACCGAUUUCACCAAUAAAAACUUUUCAUCGAACUCUGAUGUUUCCUAUCUCAAAACAAAACAUAAAAAAAUUCAAUCAAUUGAAAGCAUAAUCUACAAAGAUCCAGAACUCUCCUAAACAAAAUACGAUAAAUCUUUACACAGCUUCUAUAGUACGAUGUAUAGAAAAUCAUAAAACAAAUUACAGUUCAAUAAUAAAAUUGAUAAAACUACUAUCAAGAGCUAAUGGUUAGACUUUGAAGACUUGUUAAAGGAUAAGAAUUUCAUGGAGAAUGGGUUGUAAAAAUACUUCUAUGAUAUUCUAAAACAUGAAAUCAAGCAAUCCUCAAAUCAAUCAGCCAUCCCUCCCAACAGACAACAAGCCUUAGAUUUGAAGGAAUGGCUGUUCCUCAUGAUUUAAAGAACAAAAGACAAUAGCAAAAACUUGAGUGCAGUUUAGAUUGCUGAGGAAAUCCAACUAAUUUAUACUACAUGUUUGAAAGAAAUCAUUAAUUAAGUUAAAAUUGAAUGUGUAGAAAGAGGUGAAUUACUCUAAAUUAUAUGGGACUUCUACAUCCAAUUGAUUGAUUAAGUUAUUAAAAGUUCAAAUUAAUAAAUGCAAGGUUUUGAAUAAGAAAUGAAAAAUAAAGUGACUGAGUAACAAAAUUAUUACAAUGAACAACUUUAAUUUUAGGAACUCAUUUAUAAUGAAAGCAAGAACCAAAUCAAAUAACUAUAAUUCGAUUAUGAUAGGGCUUUAGAUAUUGAUUAAUAGCAAAAAGAGUAGAUAUUGGAAUUAACUUCGGAAUACAGAGAAGCACUUGAAAUUAUUGAUUCACACAGAAAACAAAUAGAUGAUUUGCAAUUAUAAAUUCUUAUGUUGAAAACUGAAUAGGCUGAGACCAAAAAAGAAAGCGAGAAAAUAAAUAUCUAAGUUCAAUAGGGCCAAUCCAUAGUUUCGCAUUUAAUGAAUUUUUAAGCUAAAAUAGACACUAAUCAAAAGUAUAGAAUCAAAUCUCCCUUUAAAUCUAAAGGAAGCUAAUCUCCUGGCAGAUCACCCAAGAAAAAUAGCAUGAUCUUUGAUAGAUGGGAGUAACUUAGGCUAUAAGAAAAUUAAUUGAAAUCAUAGAUCAUAUCACUUAAAUACUUAGAUUUCGAUAAAGAUUAUCAGCCCUCCCAAAGCAAAAUAGUGUAAAUAAGUGGCACAGAUGAUAAGGCUAUUCAGACUGAAGAUCUAGUUUUGGAUUCCUAAGAUAACACAAAAAAAAAAGAAAAAGAUUUACAAAAUGACUCAAAUAUUUCAAUUGAUGAGAAUAGAAAACCUCAAUAAGACGAUUUAGAAUUAAGAAUAACCAAGGUUUUUAAACUGCUGGAGGAAUAAAAAUUAGAUGAGAAUUAAAAAUAAUUAUUUUACAAAACUUUAAGUGAAACUAAGGAUGUAUGUGAAUAAAAUAAAUCAUUAUCAUAGAGAUUGAUUUCUAUGAAAAAGAUGGAUUCAAGGAAAAAGAUGGAAUUAUUGGAAAAAGAGGAACUAUGUUAAGAGUUGGAGAUUAAACUAUAAUAAACUGUAUAAGAUUUUAUUUCAAUAAUCUAAAAUAGCAAAAGGAAAUUACGUAAUUUGGUUUCAAAAAAUACUUAAUUGGUUGGGACUUUAAAAGAAAUAGAAAGCAAGUAUGAGAUAGUAAUUAAUGAUGUGAAACCAAUAGAGGAGGAGGAAAGCCAUCUUAUGAAUUUAAUUAAUGAAGUAGAUGGAGAUGAGAAUGCUUUCAGUCUUGGCAAAGAAUCUUAAAACUAGAAUGAUGACAAAUCUCUAUAAAUUUAUGAUGAGGAAUCUAUCAAAAGUUCAGUUCAUAUGAUAGAUUCGAUUCAACUUUAAAAACGACCAAUUUAAGACUUUAAGAAAGCUAUAUCAGAUACUAAUUUAAAUGACAAACUGGAAUAAUUUGAGAAUAGUUCUAAUAAUUAAAUUAAUUCAAAAGAAGAAGUAUAAGAUCAUAAGAAUAAGGGACAUCGUAAAAAAUAAUCAGAAUAUGUGAAUAUUAAAAAUGAAGAGAUUUACAAAGAUACUAAAGAAUAAAUAUAAUCUGAAAAUUCAAAGUCAGAUUAUCUGAUUAAUUUUAAUUAAAAGAAUCAAUUAUCAGAAGAAAACAAGACAUUGAAAUCCUCUACUGUAAACAAAACUUAAAUAAAUAAUCAAAAAAUAAAGUCUAUUUAACAACAUUAAUAAUAGUAAGGAGAUCAAAAAUUUAUUAAUCAAUAACAAUAUCAUACUAGAAAUAGUAAGAAUUAAUUAGACAUUAAGUUUGAAAACAGAAAUUCAAAACAUAGCAUCAGUAAUAAUACCAUAACAGAAAAAGAUGAAGUUUCUCAAAUGAAACAAAGUCAAAGAAGCUAAAUCGAAUCAGAGAAAAUGGAAUUAGAUUAAGAUAAAAAUUGCGCUUAGAGAAUUAAAGAUGUCAUAUCACAAUAUAAAGAUAAAUAAUUAACUAAAUAUUCCUCUGCUCAUAAAACUAUCAAUUUUAAUCUACUUUAGGAAACUAAACAACCAAAAAGAUUUAGAAGAGUUUAUAGUUAAAAUACUGAUGUAGCUAAUAAUUUACUUAAACAUGUUAUGAAUAGUAAAAAUAUAAAUAAGACUUUAUCGUUUCUUUAAUUCAACAAAAUAAUUAAUUAAAUACUAUCUGAAGUUUCUAAAUAGAGUGAAGGAUAUAAAAUCCCAGUUCAUGUAUGUAUUUAUGAUUUUAUAAAAAAUAAAUAUGGAUUUAAAUAAGUGGCUGAAAAAAAAAUAAAAUAAAUUUAUGAAUUUAUCAUAAUUGAGAAAGAAAAAAAUACAAAAGUUUUGUUAAUUUCAAAAUAUUGUAAUUUUAAAGAUGAAAUUGAUGAAGUUGCUCAAAAACUUUUAAUAGAAACUUUUGUGUUUUUUAAUAAUAAGAUAGAAUCCAGUAAAAAUGAAUUUUUAAUAACAUAUGAAUCAGCAAAUGAAUUUUUAAAUGAUAAAUCUUAACUCUGGUUAUAAGCAAAUUAAAUCUAGCAGUUACAAAAUCAGUAUAAGGUCUAAAGUUAGCAAUUUGGAAUCAACAAAUAUUGCAUUAAUUAUGAUUAAUUUAUAAUGAAGAUCUUAGAUUUCUAUAUCUUUAAUAAAAAGGACUAUUAAAAUAUAUUGGAAAAAUUAUUUAAAGCUGCCGAUCUAGAUGGGAAUAAACUCAUUGAGUAUUAGGAAUUUAAAACCCUUUAUAGAGCAAUCCACACUUAAUAAGAAGAGGGGCAAAACUUAUUAUAGAUGUUUUUAAAAAAUGCAGACUUUGCUGAUGAUUAAGGGGACAAGUAUCUAACCUUGCCUAGAUUUACUGAGAUGGCAAUUGAAUUAGCCAUAUUUCCAAAAGAUUCAGUCAUAAAAUAUGGGGAAGGAUGUGAGAAGAUAAAAGAUCAUUGGAAAAAUGAAAAAAACUCAAUAAAGCUUAGGUUUUUAGAAGCUAAAUAAUAUUCAAAAGUCAAGCAUACAUUUGAGGAGUUGGACAAUUUGAUUAAUAAUGAUAAAAAAGAAAUUUAACAUGUAUUAUGGGUGAGUUAUAAACUUCUUAAUGAAUAAUCUUUGAGAGUCUAUCUUAAAUAUUAGACUAAAUAGUGUCUUUCUGAAUUGCUGCCUUAGGAAAUUCUAUAAAUUCAAUAGCAAUAUAAAUAAUUAGAUUCAAUUGAGUGA
Molecule: messenger RNA, 3843 nt
Organism: Paramecium tetraurelia
Lineage: Eukaryota; Ciliophora; Oligohymenophorea; Peniculida; Parameciidae
Exons: 8
Molecular function (GO): calcium ion binding
Source: RefSeq, a predicted model, not a curated record